Myotis lucifugus (little brown bat) is the source of this 4158-nucleotide messenger RNA. RefSeq names its product gastrula zinc finger protein XlCGF26.1-like. Bases 37 to 2247 code for a protein of 736 amino acids. Gene Ontology annotation, biological process: regulation of cytokine production; negative regulation of transcription by RNA polymerase II; regulation of immune system process. The record is from RefSeq and is a predicted model, not a curated record. NCBI's taxonomy places the organism in Eukaryota, Metazoa, Chordata, Mammalia, Chiroptera, Vespertilionidae. The transcript has 3 exons.
GAAGGCCGGAGAGCGGUGCUCCCCGCCUCACAGCCAAUGGUCGGGGCCUCCAGUGGUGCUCACAGCUCCCACGUGGGAUUGAAGCUCGGAGUCGCCACCCGGACCCACGCCAGGGCCGGGACAGGGACCGCCAUUCCUGCAGCGGCUUCUGCUCCUGCCCCGCUCAGCCUACAGAGGGCAAUGGCGGCGCCCCCGCUGAGGAGACGGGCUGAGGUUGGCGUGACCUUUGAGGACAUUGCCCUGUACUUCUCCAGGGAGGAAUGGAGCCUCCUUGAUGAGGGUCAGAGACAGCUGUACCUGAAUGUGAUGCUGGAGAACUUUGAACUUAUAUCCUCGCUGGGUUGCUGCUGUGGAGCAGAGAAUGUGGAGGCAGCAACUGAACAGAAUGUUUCUGUGAGAGUAUCACACGCAAGGAAUCCCAAGGUAGCCUUGUCUUCCCAGAAGAGCCACCCCUGUGAGAGUUGUGGACUAGUCUUGGGAAACAUUUUCCGCGUGAUGGAGCUGCAGGGAACACAACACGGACAGAUACUGUUGAGGUGUGGGGCAUGUGCAAAACGGUUUUACUUCACUGUAAAAUUUCACCAAUGGCUUGUGAGAGAGAAGACUUUCAUUAGAGGGGUGGACAGGAUCUCACUUGCAAAGAGCUGCAAUUUCACUGUGUCCCAGAAUCUUUUCACAUGUGAGGAGGUUGGGCAGGGUGUCCUUACCGAAUCAGGACAUCUCCACCCAAAGGCUACUCAGACCAGGGACCAUCCAAAUGCUAUUUCGACACGUGGGAUGACAUUUCAAAGGACAAAAUAUUAUUACACCAGAAAAGAAUGUAAGAAAGACAUUACUUGUACCCACACGUUUAUUCAGGAAAAGGAUGUCAAUGUUGGAAGUCGAUGUUUUGUGUGCUCUGAAUGUGGAAAAUAUUUUACCAAAUUUUCUAGCUUUCAUUAUCUACAGCAAGGUCACACUGAAGAAAGGCCUUAUGAGUGUAGUGAACAUGAGAAAGCUUUUAGCAGUAUUAACAGCCUAGGUGAAUAUGAAGCUUUGCACACUGAAGAAAGGCCUUAUGAGCGCAGUGAAUGUGGAAAAUCUUUUACCAAUUGCAGUGCCCUCCAUUAUGAUCAGAGUGUUCUCACAGCAGAAAGGCCUUAUGAGUGCAAUGAGUGUGGGAAAUCUUUUACUAGUAGCAGUGUCCUUCAUUGUCAUCGGAGCAUUCACACAAGAGAAAAGCCUUAUAAAUGUAGUGAAUGUGGAAAGUCUUUCUCAAGUUUCAAUGGUCUCAAAUAUCAUCACAGAGUGCACUCUGGAGAAAGGCCUUAUCACUGCAGUGAAUGUGGGAAAUCUUUUACCACUACGUCUCACCUUCACAGUCAUCAGAGGGUUCACACAGGAGAAAAGCCUUAUAAAUGCAGUGAAUGUGGGAAAUCUUUUGCCCAGAGCGGUAACCUUCUUUCUCAUCAGAGCAUUCACACUGAAGAAAAGCCUUAUAUAUGUGGUGAAUGUGGGAAAGCUUACACCUGUAGCAUUAAACUUUGUCGUCAUCAAAAAGUGCACACUGGAGAAAGGCCUUUUCACUGCAGUGAAUGUGGGAAAUCUUUUACCAGUAACAGUAAACUUUGUUGUCAUCAGAGAGUUCAUACAGGAGAAAAGCCUUAUAAAUGCAGUGAAUGUGGGAAAUCUUUUACCACCAAGGGCAACCUUCAUAUACAUCAGAGAGUUCACACUGGAGAAAAGCCUUUUAAAUGCAGUGAAUGUGGGAAGUCUUUUACCUGGAGCGAUGUCCUUCGCCGUCAUCAGAGAAUUCAUACAGGACAAAAGCCUUAUAAAUGCAGUGACUGUGGGAAAACUUUCACCGAAAACAUAGCUCUCCAAAAUCAUCAGAGAGUUCAUAGUGGAGAAAAGCCUUUUAAAUGCAGUGAAUGUGGGAAAUCUUUUACCUGGAGGACUGUCCUUCGCAAACAUCAGAGAGUUCAUACAGGAGAAAAGCCUUAUAAAUGCAGUGAAUGUGGGAAAUCUUUCACCACCAAGACCAACCUUCGUAGUCAUCAGAGAGUUCACACUGGAGAAAAGCCUUUUCAAUGCAGUGACUGUGGGAAAUCUUUUCCCUGGAGGAAUGUCCUUCUCAGUCAUCAGAAAAUUCAUACAGGAGAAAAGCCUUAUAAAUGCAGUGACUGUGGGAAAUCUUACACCAGGAUCACCAGGCUUCGCAGUCAUCAGAGAGUUCAUACAGGAGAAAGUCGUUAUGAGUGUAAUUAAUGUGAGAUAUCUCUCAGCCUAAUUUGUAAAUUCACUCUGCCCAAAAGAGUCCAAAUGUGAAAAAUUUCUCAGAUGCUUUGAAAAUGUAGUUUCUUAGUUAGGACUUAACAAUUGUAUAAGAAAAUGUGUGAAGUCUCAUUAGUCUGAUUUUUAUCUCAUACAUUGAAUCACCUACAUUAUGUAACGUCCCCGCAACUGUUUUUGCUGUUCUGUUUGCUUGUUUGUAUGUUGGAACCAUACGUAUGUAUGUUGGACUUUUUAAGAUAAAGAGCUGUCUUGCCAGGUAGAGGAACUGCCAGUCUCACGGCUCUUCCCUUGCAAAAUAAUGAAGGCUUUUCCCCUAAGACUUCUUUACUGUUGGGUGUUCUAUUUACUGUGUGUGUUAGUUUAUAUGGAGAUCUGGGCUCUUCAAGCAUGAUGAGGUAAAAAACUUACAUGGGCUCUGAAACAUUUUUGCCCUUGGGGGAAGACCAUGGUGCAGAAAUUAGCUCAGCAGUUUUUGCCAAAUUUACAUUGCUGUCCAUAUUUUCCCAGGAAACACUGUGGACUCUCUGGUCCUCAUGUGAAAAUGGAUGCAUUAAGACACAGAGAUCACUCCAAAGAGGGGAUAGUUGUGACAACCUCAAGUAUGUCUGGGAGCAGUGUGAAUUUUUUUUUUCUUAUUUUCAAGGAAUGGUAAGACAUUUGAAGGGAUUCUUUUCCCCAGGUGCUGCAGAGGGCCAUGUGCUUUAAUGCCUUCAAUUCCAUGGGUGAUGGGCACUGUUUGGAGGACCAUGGCAGUGAGGGGACCCUUUAACUGCAGAAACAUUGACCUAAUUCCUCUUGGACCAGACUGCAUCCCAUUAGAUGGAAUGGUCUUCAUCUAAACUUACACCCAGACAUUUUUUUGGGAAAAGACUAUAGGAGCCGUGUGUACACAGAUCUGAGGAACAUCUGGGUUUGUUUAUCUUCUGUGCAACAGUCAUUAUCACUGAUUAUAAUCAAGAAGUUUUGUGGCUUCAAAUAGAUUCUCAGAUGUUCCCAUCAGAGCCAUUGGUGCUCUGGCAGCAAAACUAAGAGGAAAACGAAGGGUGUCUUUAGGGAGGAGAUGUGGCUUUUGUGACACAGUCAGUAUUCCAGUGGGUUUGGGUGAAAGUUCUUCAUUGUUUUUCAUUGUUUGUUACAUUUUCUGUCACUGAGAUCAGACUCUCACCCAGAGGGCAUAAGAAAGUGGAUUGAAUAUAGAGUUGAAAAACAACAGUUCCUAAAUAAGUAACAUUUGUUUUAUCUUGAACCAUUUUUGAAAAUCUAUAAUGAGUAAAUUGCAUGUAUUAAGUAUAGUGUUUCAUAAAUCUUGACAGGUUCAUGAAACUAAAACCAUCAUUAUACUCAUAAUACUGACCAUAUCUGUGACUGUAUAGUUGCUUCAUGACCUCGUUUAAUCUGUCCCUAUUCACAACUUUCCUGGUAACCAUGGUUUUACAUUUCAUUUUAAUAGAGAACUUUGCUUUUUCUAAGUAUUUUUCUGUUUUAAUUUAUAUUUCAUAAAUUCUUGGACAUUUAUUAAAGAUAUAUUAGUAACUCAUCUUUUUUUAAAAUAUAUUCUUUUUGUUGUUGUUAAUCCUCACCCAAGGAUAUUUUUCCAUUGAUUCUUUUGGACAGUGGAAGAGAGAGGGAAAGACAGAAACAUUGAUGUGAAGGAAACAUAUCAUUGAAUUUUCUCCUGCAUCAGCCCUGACCAGUGCGCUGGCUGGAAGGAGUCUUCAACCAAGAUAUGUGUCUUUGACUUAAAUCGAACCUGGGAUCCUUUGGUCUAUAGGCCUACGCUUUAGCCAGGGCUCUGGUAGAUAUUCUUAUCUUUGAAUAUAUCACCAUCAUGUUGUCCAUUUUCAUAAAUAUUUGGUUAUUUUUAAUAAAGUUGCUACAAACAUU